Messenger RNA from Rana temporaria (common frog), 2593 nucleotides. It is a transcript of the gene NCDN, whose product is annotated as neurochondrin. NCBI's taxonomy places the organism in Eukaryota, Metazoa, Chordata, Amphibia, Anura, Ranidae. Gene Ontology annotation, biological process: neuron projection development; regulation of neuronal synaptic plasticity. The record is from RefSeq and is a predicted model, not a curated record. Gene Ontology annotation, cellular component: dendrite. Bases 105 to 2264 code for a protein of 719 amino acids. The transcript has 7 exons.
GCAGGAUGUAUAAGAGUGGGGUGAUCGCUGAUUGGCUGUAAGGCGGAAGUUGUGGCGUUUAUUCGGAGACAGGAAAGAACGUGUGAAUAGAGGUUAUUUGCAUAAUGACGGAAAGACCAGAACCCUCUGCAGAUGAAAACCCUAUGAAUUUUGCCUUGGAAAAAUGUUUGGAAAUUCUUCAAACAGCAAAUGGUGACAGUGAGCAGUUUGCUGCACUUCUAAUGAUCACAAAGUGUUCCAAAGGCGCAGAGUUGGAUGAAGGAAUUCGGUGCAAAAUCUUUGAUGCAGUUGGUUUCUCUUUCCCAAACCGGCUUCUUUUCUCCAAAUUGUCACUUGAUGGGUGUCCGGAGUACUUGCUUCGAAGUCUGGGCUUGACCCUGUUGGCUUGUUUCUGCCGUGACCCCUCUCUGGCCACUCAUCCUGAGUUUCUUAAUAAAAUUCCAGUUUUCAAUGCAACUGUAAGUACACUAAGCCAGGAAGAAAAGAAGGCAUCUUGCAUGGUAGAGGAUGCCUAUCAGUGCUUGACGGGCAUAUUGGCUGCUCCUGGAGGGAUCAAACACUUGGUAUCUGGUGGCACCAUAUCAUCUUUAUGUCAAGCUUAUUUGAAUCACAGUCUUGGUUGGGAAAAUGCUCUUGGCAUUCUAACCACUUUACUCUCCUCUAUGCCAGACAAAUCCUGGAAGAUAAGUGAAAAAGAACUUCAACUCCUAUUGGUUAAGCUAAGCGAAGAAUUUAAUAAAGAGGAGGGCAGUCGUAAGUUCCACUUGGCAGAGAUUCUUCCUGUGUUCCUACCUCCUUCACCGGUUUUAACUGUGACUUCUUGGGGUAAAGACUGCUUAAAACAUCUUCGUAUGGGUUUAUUUAAAGUACUUAGAAAUAAGCUUGCUGCUUCCCAGAGAGACCCGGCAUUAAAGCUUGGAGCUUUGCUUUCUCAUGUUUAUGGUUCCUCUUGGAUUUUGACUGAAGGAAAAGGGAAGAGAAAAUUUUUCUGUUUACUCGUCAACUUGGCUUGUGUUGAGGUUAGGAUGGCACUGGAGGAUCCUAAUCCAAUCCCUACUUGGCAAGCUGUUUCAGCUUGUUAUUCCUUGGUUGAGAUGGGCAUUCAUGAGUGUGUUGAAGAAAAGGCACGUCACAUGCUAAAAGAGGACCAGAAGUUGCAGCUCCUUCAAGUUGUACAAGAGGCUUGUGGCGCAGUGAUGUACUACUUACAGCAGGUUGGCUUGGAGAAACAUGAGGAUCCGUUUGUGCUGGCUUCUGUAAGACUACUUGGAGUAUGGCUGGCAGAGGAAACCUACUGUCUUAAGGAAGAGGUCAUUCAGCUUCUUCCUUUCCUGAUACUUUAUAUGAGGACUUUGUUUCAUCGGGGUGUUACCUGUAGAGCUCAGCCUAAGGAAGUGUCUCGGGUGGCAUUACUGUGCAGCAACUGGGGAGCGGUAUGGCCAGGAGAUGCCAUAAGGUUCCUGCUUCCUGCUAUGUGCCAUCUAAGUGCAGAAGAAGCACCACGAAGGAUACUGAUCUCCAAAGGGGUCCCUGCAUUGCUCUGUGACUACUACGGACAACAAUGGGAGGUGUUCUCAAAUAAGGAUGAUCUGUCAGCUGAAGAAAAAAGUGUGGCAGAACUGAGCAUGCAAAGCUGCUGUGGUGUCUUCCUUAACCUAGUGGUGACUGAGCCAACGCUUGUUGGCCAGGAAAGCUGCUUUGUGACUUUGUUGAAGCUUCUGAUGCAAUCUCUUCCUGCGCUGUUAGUAAAUGGAGGUCACAUGACUUUGGCAGCAAAUCUUUCUACUUUGGGACUGAUGAUGAGCAGGUUAUUGGCCGACACGCCAGCUUUACAGGACGACGCUUCUAGAAACUUCUUCAAGGCUGCCAUUCAGUUCUUAAACUGUUCUCACGUUUCAUCCAAAGACUCUGACACAGGAAAACCUCACAUCAAGCUUUGUGAGGAGUAUUCUGCUGCUUGGGGAGAUAUAUCUGAAUUGUGGUUCCUUGGAGUACAAGCAUUCUCUGCCUGCCUCCCUUUGUUGCCCUGGUUGUCUCAAUUGGUACUAGAGUCUGGCUGGUUGGACAGUGUACUCGCUCUCUUGGGCCAGGUUUCUCCAGAGUCUGUUGACUUAGAAAUGGUGAAAGUGCUGCAGGGCCUUAUCACAGAACUGGCUCAGAGCAAUGUGUCUUGCAGAGAACUCGUCCUACAGAAGGAAGGGCUGGAGUUGGCCAAUUUGUAUGACAUGGCUGCUCUGAAACAAUGCUUGUCUAAAAUUAUGUGAGAUUGUUUAUUACAGUGAAAAAUUCCUUAUGCGGCAGUAUCUUUUUCUUAAUCUCUAGAUCAGGGGUGCCCAACCUUUUGAAGAGUGAGGGCCACGUAAGCGACUUGGUAACCAGUCGCGGGCCACAAUGAGUGGAGGGGACACAAGUUCGUUUACAUCUGCUGCUCCAUAGAGGUGAAUGGAGGGUCCCAUUGAGUCGGACAAAUUGUGUGACAGGGGCCAAAUGCUGCUUUGACACUGAUGCAAUGUGGUUUACCUGCACCGCGGAUGUAGCACUGUGUGCCUGUGGCUUUCCUACGGGUUAGCUGCACUUUGCCAUAGACUUCUAU